Messenger RNA from Cordyceps militaris CM01, 1845 nucleotides. RefSeq lists its product as uncharacterized. Bases 1 to 1845 code for a protein of 614 amino acids. Lineage: Eukaryota; Fungi; Ascomycota; Sordariomycetes; Hypocreales; Cordycipitaceae. The transcript is spliced from 6 exons. The record is from RefSeq and is a predicted model, not a curated record.
AUGUUCCUUUCCAUUCUGACUAGCCAGCCUUUUUUUCAAUCUGGUCUACAACUGCCCCGCUCCGGCGUCCUCGGGGCUUCGCCCAAGCUUCGCUCAGGCUCCUUCUGGAUUUGGGCGGCUAGCCACGGUCUUCCCAUUGCCUUCUACUUUUUGGCAGUUGCACUCUCUGCUUUAGCUCAUACUGACGGCACAGAGGGCUUGCAAAGCCACGGGAGCAUAAUCGACAAGGCCUCAACCCAUAAUGCAACGGAUUACCCAAGCACCUAUUUUGCGUACACCCAUCAUGUCAACAUAAUAUAUGCCCACAUCACAAUCAUGGUCCUAGCUUGGGUUUUUGUUUUGCCAAUCGCUGUAAUGCUUUCAAUCGCAAAGUCCAGACAUGCACCGGCUGUUCAGUUCGUCUUCGCGGCUGUCAAUGCAGUGGGUGUCGUUUUGUCUGCAGUGUAUGAUGCGAGCACACCUGACCUUUACCCCAACAAUGCGCACCAUAAGAUCGGCUGGAUCAUAACAUGGGUCAGCUCUGCACAUGUUUUUGUCACUUUUGCUGGCCGAUUUGUCAAUGCCCGGAAUAUCUCGAUUCUAAAUGGUAGCUACCAGAUACUUCACCCGUUUCUGGCCCUGUCUGGGCAUGGUCCUGCUCAGAACACCCAAGCCAAUUACUAUCGCCAGCAGGGCUGCUCACCCGAUGACAGUGGCCAUGGAACUGUCUCACAGUCACCAUCUGCUCGCAGCAGCUCCGUUUCGACCAUAUGUGCAGACGAUACCAGAUUUCAAAGCGAAAACUCCAAGGAGCACGGCGAAGACAAUGACGAGUUCGAGCAUCUGCCACUUUCAGCUACUGCCUUCCCAAUAAAACCUCCCAUAGUCAAGAUGACACGUAUUGUAUCCCACAGCGUCUGGAAGUUUGUUCAGCUAUGGUGCAGAGUAGUAGAUCGCGUCAUUUUACCGUUUGGCUUUGUCGCGUUGACUACCGGCAUUGUUACAUUUGCUCGCUUUUUCGAAGGAAACGCAAUCUUUGGGGGGCUUGCACACUGGAUCAAAGGUGGCGUCUUCUUUUGGCUUGGACUAUUCAACCUCGGCCGAUGGUCUGGCAGCUUCGCUGAGCUGGGCUGGGCUUGGAAUCUGCGGCCAAAGACCUAUGACCAGAGCUUCUGCCCUUCUGCUGAGUUUGUAGAGAGCUCUCUCAUUCUUUUCUAUGGAUCAACAAAUAUCUUCCUGGAGCACCUGGGUGGAUGGGGUGGUGAAUGGACCGCCCAGGAUCUCGAGCACCUGGCAAUCACGGUGUUGUUCAUUGGGGGGGGUCUGUGCGGUAUGCUGAUUGAGUCAACCUACAUUCGUGACUUGCUCAAUACGACCAGCAGUAUCGUACCUGCUCGUUUUGACUCUGACGAGGAGCGGGAGCAUAUCCAGGUUCCUGAGACGUGUGAGUUCUCGUUGAACCCAAUUCCUGCCUUGGUCAUUCUUCUCCUCGGCAUCAUGAUGAGUUCCCAUCAUCAGACAACGAUGACAGCAAGUAUGGUUCAUCAGCAAUGGGGAACUUUACUACUUUGGGCAUCUGUAUCGCGUGGUCUCACGUAUGUGCUACUAUAUCUGAGGCCACCAAAGUCUGUGUUUCCAUCUCGCCCACCUACUGAGCUUCUGACCUCAUUUGGUCUCAUUGCUGGUGGAAUCAUUUUCAUGGCUAGUAGUACAGACACUAUCAAUGGUAUGAUUCAUUACAACCUGGAUGCCAUGUUUCUAUACACACUUACUAUGGGAUUGGUGGGUACCCUUAUGUCCUGGGAAAUUACUGCCCUUGCGGUCAAGGGCUGGGCAGUCCGGAAAGAACUUGCUCCCGGCAGCUAG